Messenger RNA from Patiria miniata (bat star), 998 nucleotides. RefSeq names its product b(0,+)-type amino acid transporter 1-like. The coding region runs from base 66 to 998 and encodes 310 amino acids. Gene Ontology annotation, biological process: amino acid transmembrane transport. The transcript is spliced from 8 exons. The record is from RefSeq and is a predicted model, not a curated record. Gene Ontology annotation, cellular component: membrane. Lineage: Eukaryota; Metazoa; Echinodermata; Asteroidea; Valvatida; Asterinidae. Gene Ontology annotation, molecular function: L-amino acid transmembrane transporter activity.
GUCCAGGAGAGACCGGAAGUGGAGGAAGUUCAGACUCAUUGAAUUCCUCUGUUGAAAUUGAAAGCAUGGAAAACACUGUCCAGCUGCAGAGGGAGGUUGGAUUAGUCCGAGCGGUAUCUCUGAUCGUAGGAAUGAUGAUUGGAUCUGGGAUCUUCAUCUCACCGAAAGGUGUUCUCCUUUCAGCCAGCAGUGUGGGCAUGAGUCUGGUGAUAUGGUUCCUCUGCGCUGUGAUAUCUUCGUUAGGUGGGAUGUGUUUUGCUGAACUAGGUGCAGUAGUGCCACUAGCUGGAGGUCCAUAUCAAUACGUGCUGCAUGCCUAUGGUAACCUACCUGGCUUCAUGGUUGCAUGGUCUCUGGUAGUUAUUAUGAAGCCAGGUAGUGUUGCCUUGACAGCUAUCACCUUGGGAACCUAUAUAUCUGAUUACGUCGUCGCUGGUGAUUGUGCUCCUCCUAGGGAAGCGGUCCAACUCUUUGCUAUUCUCACAGUCAUGUUGAUUGCAUUCGUCAACUGUGUGGGUGUUCGACUAGCCAGUGGAAUAUCUGUGGUCUUCGCAGGAGCAAAAGUCAUUGCCCUCAUGGUUAUCAUCAUCGCUGGUCUCGUCAAAGUAUUCCAAGGUCAGACGGAGUAUUUAGACCCAUCGGUGUCAUUUGAAGGUUCCAGUACGCAGUUCCUAGGCUAUGGGCUAGCAUUCUACUAUGGCUUCUGGGCGUAUGGCGGGUGGGAUAUACUGAACAGUAUAACAGAGGAGCUGAGAAAUCCAAGCAGGAAUAUUCCGCUGGCUAUCGGUAUCGCUAUACCUGUUGUGACAACGAUUUACCUACUGACUAACAUCGCAUAUUUCACCACACUCUCCCCGACUAAGCUACUGGCUUCAAGCGCUGUUGCAGUGACAUUUGCCGAGCGAACCCUUGGCUCUAUGGCUUGGGUUAUUCCCUUGGGUGUGUGCAUCUCUACGUUUGGUCAUCUACUCGGUAGCAUCCUUGCCACCCCAAGGUGA